AUGGGGGGGUUCGAUCAUCAUGUUGCAAACAUUGGAGAUUGGAUACCACCUAGCCCGAGCCCGAGCUCAAGAGCAUUCUUCUCUUCUUCACUGCUAGCUGAUGAUUUUGGAGGAUGGCAACCUCAUAUGGAGGAAACUAAUGAAAGUACAUGCAGAAACUUUGUUGUCGAGCCUCAAGAGUAUGUCACCUGGUGCAACUCCGAUGGAAAGGAUGGGGCAGGAACUGGUGCAACGACUGAUCAAACAGUCAAAUCGAAUGCACCAUCAGAGCAGGAAAUGAGUUCUCGUGGAGGGCUCAUGGAAAGAAUGGUAGCUAGAGCUGGAUUUAACGUCCCGAGGUUGAAUACAGAUGGACUUAGACCUCUUGUUAUGUCACAGAAUCAAGAAGUUAAGUCUCCUUAUUUGAGUAUUGCUGCUGGUCUCAGUCCAUCAAUCCUCUUAUAUUCACCUGUUUUGCUCUAUAAUCCGCUGGUUUAUCCAUCUCCUACAACUGGACUAUUACCAUGUGCCACAGGCGACGAGAGUAACAACCUUAUGUUGACGACUGGAGCUGCAAAUAAGAGGAAAGAGAUUGCUUUUGGGAGCAACAUUUCAUCCUCCUUAUCUUUCAAUUCAAUUAUGGAGACUGGCAGAGUAAAUCCGUCUUGUCAAAUUGAGGUUUCAGUUCAUCCAAACAACUCUCUUCAGCCUCAGAGUACGGAAGCAACUCAAAAUGAACGUAUAUGUCAUGAAACAACUGAUUUCCCUGUGUUGUCUACUGAAGAGGAUGUCCGGGGUAGUGAUAUGAUACCAGAGGUACGGACCAUUAAUGUCGCUGGUGAUAGUAUGGAGCAUUCUUCGUUUCUUGAUGAGAAGCAAGAUGAGGGCACUGAUGGUGAUGCUUCAGUUGAAGAUGGUUAUAAUUGGAGAAAAUAUGGACAAAAUCAAGUUAAAGGAAGCGAGUAUUCUCGGAGUUAUUAUACGUGCACUCAUCCAAAUUGUCUUGUCAAGAAGGAAAUAGGGCGAUAUCAUAAAGGUCAUGUCAUGGAAAUUAUAUACAAUGGGGCUCACAAUCACCCAAAACCACUGCCAAACCGGAUAUCAGCCCUCGGAUCUUCAAAUUCAUUUGGUAACAUGCAACUAGACAAUGUGGAUCCAACUGGAACAGGUGUUAAUGGUGAGCUGGCUUUGGAAACCAUCCAACAGGGACAUAUUGCUGGAGGCCUUGAGGGGAAGAACGACAAUCUUGAUGAAACAACAUUAGCAGAUUUGCACUCUGAAUACUGCAGGGGAUCAACCACUUUACAUUCAAAUCAGCUGGAAUCAGCGGAUGUUGUUGACAUAUCAUCUACUUUUUCUAACGAUGAAGAUGAUCGUGGUACUCGUGGCAGUGCGUCCCUAGGUUGUGAUGGUGAAAGAGAUGAGUCUGAGUCUAAAAUAAGGAAGAUUGAGCUAGAUGAAACAGAUACGAGCGGCGCUAGCAAACCAAUCAAGGAGCCAAGAGUUGUGGUGCAAACUAUCAGUGAGAUAGACAUCAUUGAUGAUGGAUAUCGCUGGCGCAAGUACGGGCAAAAGAUGGUUAAAGGCAAUCCAUAUCCUAGGAGUUACUACAAGUGCACAAACCCUGGCUGCAAUAUCAGGAAACACAUCGAGAGGGCCCCAUCUGAUCUGAAGUCUGUUAUCACCACUUAUGAUGGGAAGCACAACCAUGACGCUCCUAUAGAACGCAAAAGUAGCCAAGCUAGCUCAGGUAUUUCAAAGUCUCGUUCCAACCCGAAAACUACUAAUGCUAAAGGCCAUGUAGGUAGGCCUGAACCUACACAAACUAAGAACACCAGAAAGCGCUAUGGAAGGGCUCCCCCAUUUGGCUCAUUUGGUCCUACUUCAGGAUUUAACAGUUCCGAAACUAACCAGCAGCAAGGUCUAACAGGUCUUGCUAUGACCAGAUUCAACUCUGAUCAGCACCAGUUUUCAGUUCCUGUUAAUCCACAUACAAGAUGGCCACAACCUGUGAACGAUGCUGGUUUCGUGCUUCCAGAAGGAGAACCAAUGCCAGAUCCUAGUUUGAACUACUCCAAUGCCUCAUCAACUUAUCAGGAAGUUAUGAAUGGAUUGCCUCCUGGACCUCAGAUGUAA
Solanum dulcamara is the source of this 2115-nucleotide messenger RNA. RefSeq names its product probable WRKY transcription factor 2. Gene Ontology annotation, molecular function: sequence-specific DNA binding; DNA-binding transcription factor activity. Gene Ontology annotation, biological process: regulation of DNA-templated transcription. The record is from RefSeq and is a predicted model, not a curated record. Bases 1 to 2115 code for a protein of 704 amino acids. NCBI's taxonomy places the organism in Eukaryota, Viridiplantae, Streptophyta, Magnoliopsida, Solanales, Solanaceae. The transcript has 5 exons.